Molecule: messenger RNA, 1428 nt
Organism: Phascolarctos cinereus (koala)
Lineage: Eukaryota; Metazoa; Chordata; Mammalia; Diprotodontia; Phascolarctidae
Gene: ATG101
Product: autophagy related 101
Biological process (GO): autophagy; autophagosome assembly
Cellular component (GO): Atg1/ULK1 kinase complex; phagophore assembly site
Molecular function (GO): protein kinase binding
Source: RefSeq, a predicted model, not a curated record
CAGGCGAGGGGGCGGAGGAGCGGGCAGAGUCCGCAGCCUUCCCGCCUGCGUCCAUCUGUCUGCGGGGCCAACCGAUCCGCGGCGAGCCCGGGCUCGACGUCCUCUUGAGGGACGGCGCCCCCGACGGUCCCAAGGAUGCACCGGCGGGGCUGAGGUGCCACCCGCCGCCCCAACCGCCCCUGCCCCGGGGUCCGGGACCAGAGCCAGCCAGCCGCCUGCCAGGUUGGUGGGAGCAGCCAGCGGCCGGGGGAUGAACUGCCGGGCUGAGGUCCUGGAGGUGUCCGUGGAGGGGCGGCAGGUGGAGGAGGCCCUGCUGGCCGUGCUGCACACCGUGCUUCUGCACCGGAGCACCGGCAAGUUCCACUACAAGAAGGAGGGCACCUACUCCAUCGGCACUGUGGGCACCCAGGACAUCGACUGUGAUUUCAUUGACUUCACCUACGUGCGCGUCUCCUCCGAGGAGCUGGACCGGGCCCUGCGCAAGGUCGUUGGGGAGUUCAAGGAUGCCCUUCGUAACUCGGGCGGGGAUGGACUAGGGCAGAUGUCCUUGGAAUUCUACCAGAAAAAGAAGUCACGGUGGCCAUUUUCUGAUGAGUGCAUCCCAUGGGAGGUGUGGACAGUCAAGGUCCACGUGGUGGCCUUGGCCACAGAGCAGGAGAGGCAGAUCUGCCGAGAGAAGGUGGGAGAGAAGCUAUGUGAGAAGGUCAUCAACAUCGUAGAGGUGAUGAACCGGCACGAGUACCUGCCCAAGAUGCCCACACAGUCUGAGGUGGACAACGUGUUUGACACAGGGCUUCGGGAUGUGCAGCCCUACCUCUACAAGAUCUCCUUCCAGAUCACAGAUGCCUUGGGGACCUCAGUCACCACCACCAUGCGGAGGCUCAUUAAGGACACGCUGGCCCUCUAGUUUCAAAGAGCCAGGCCACGAGAGAGGACUGGUUGGGAGACUAACUCUUGGUAGCCUUUCCAGGGUUCUGUGGGCCUCAGCAAUGGGGCGACCGAAUUCUUUUUCUCCUUGAGGACUUGAAUGGGCAAGGUGCAUGUAGUGGGGGAGCCUGCUCUAUAUUCCUGGGGGGUAUUUGGAAGGGGUUGUGACAAAAAUCAAGGGUUGUGGUACCUGGGCCAAUCAGAGUAGAAGUCAGGCCUGCUGGCCAAGCUUUCUAGGAGCAACCUGUUAUCCUCAGGCCCUUCUUCGCUCCUGAGAUGAUCUCUUGAAUUGAAGCUCCCCCCCCCUCUUUUUUUUGCUGACAGCAAAGGCUCUCUCCCCAUCCCUCUCAAACUGUUGAAGGAUAUGCUCAUCUUCAAGUCCUUGCUUAGGACACUAUUACUGUCUUUUCAGAUCCCUGGUAUGGGAGUCCCUUUCCCCUCUUCCUCCUCUUCUGUACAGAAAACACACUAAGGAAUAGUGAAUAAAAGUUGGAAAUGUGA